AGGUGGCCUGGCUCUAGGAAGGAGUACUGGCCCAGGCAGCAGCAGAGAAGGUCCAUAGGAGCCACACAGAGGAGUGCAGACCUCAAGGGCCCCAAUGGCUGAGAAGACCACAGAGGAACACCAGCUGUGGAAUGAGGCUACACCUCAGGAUGCUUCGCAGGUCCUCCAGGACAGUUUGUUCUCCUCUGAAAGUGACAACAGCUUAUACUUCACCUACAGUGGCCAGUCCAACACACUGGAGGUCAGAAAUCUCACCUACCAGGUGGACAUGGCCUCCCAGGUGCCUUGGUUCGAGCAGCUGGCUCAGUUCAAGAUACCUUGGAUGUCUCAUGCCAGCCAAGACGCCUGCGAUCUGGGUAUCCAGAACCUGAGCUUCAAAGUGAGAAGUGGACAGAUGCUGGCCAUCAUAGGGAGCUCAGGCUGUGGGAGAGACUCACUGCUAGACGUCAUCACUGGCCGGGACCACGGUGGCAAGAUGACGUCAGGCCAAAUCUGGAUCAACGGGCAACCCAGCACGCCCCAGUUGGUGAGGAAGAGUGUGGCCCACGUGCGCCAGCACGACCAGCUGCUCCCCAAUCUGACUGUCAAGGAGACCCUGGCCUUCGUUGCCCAGAUGCGCCUGCCCAGAACCUUCUCUCAGGCUCAGCGAGACAAAAGGGUGGAGGAUGUGAUUGCGGAGCUGCGGCUGCGGCAGUGUGCCAAUACCCGAGUGGGCAACACCUACGUUCGUGGGGUGUCUGGGGGCGAGCGCCGCAGAGUGAGCAUUGGGGUGCAGCUUCUAUGGAACCCAGGAAUCCUCAUCUUGGAUGAACCCACCUCUGGCCUAGACAGCUUCACGGCCCACAACCUGGUGAGAACCUUGUCCCGCCUGGCCAAAGGCAACAGACUCGUUCUCAUCUCCCUCCACCAGCCUCGGUCGGACAUCUUCCGACUAUUUGACCUGGUCCUUCUGAUGACAUCAGGCACCCCCAUCUAUUUGGGGGCUGCACAACACAUGGUCCAUUACUUCACAGAAAUCGGUCACCCCUGUCCCCGAUACAGCAACCCUGCUGACUUCUAUGUGGACUUGACCAGCAUCGACAGGCACAGCAAAGAACAGGAAAUGGCCACUAUGGAGAAGGUUCGAUCACUUGCAGCCUUGUUUCUAGAAAAAGUGCGAGGCUUUGAUGACUUUUUGUGGAAAGCAGAGGCAAAGGAACUUGACAUGGGCAUGUGUGCAAUCAGCCACACCGUCCCGCAGGAUACCAACUGCAGGACUUCCACUGAGCUGCCUGGGGGGAUGCAGCAGUUUGCCACCCUGAUUCGUCGUCAGAUUUCCAAUGACUUCCGGGACCUGCCAACCCUGCUCAUUCAUGGGGCAGAGGCCUGCCUGAUGUCCCUCAUCAUCAGCUUCCUUUACUAUGGCCGUGAUUCCAAGCAACUCGCCUUUGGGGACACAACAGCCCUCCUGUUCAUGAUUGGAGCACUCAUUCCUUUCAACGUGAUUCUGGAUGUUGUCUCCAAAUGUCAUUCAGAGAGGGCGAUGCUGUUCUAUGAGCUGGAGGAUGGGUUGUACACUGCUGGUCCAUAUUUCUUUGCCAAGAUCCUAGGGGAGCUACCAGAGCACUGUGCCUAUGUCAUCAUCUACGGGAUGCCCAUCUACUGGCUAACUAACCUGCGGCCGGGCAUCGAGCCCUUCCUGCUACACUUCCUGCUCCUGUGGCUGGUGGUCUUCUGCUGCAGGACCAUGGCCUUGGCUGCUGCUGCCAUGCUGCCCACCUUCCACAUGUCCUCCUUCAUCUGCAAUGCUCUCUACAACUCCUUCUACCUAACUGGGGGCUUCAUGAUCAACCUGAACAACCUGUGGAUAGCACCUGCGUGGAUUUCCAAGAUAUCCUUCCUUCGGUGGUGCUUUGCUGGGCUGAUGAAGAUUCAGUUUAAUGGGUAUCCUUACUUGACGCAAAUCGGCAACAUCACCUACUCAGUGCCUGGGGAUAAACUGGUCAGUGCCAUGGACCUGAACUCAGAACCACUCUACGCCAUCUACUUCAUUGUCAUUUGUAUCAGCGGCGGCUUCAUGUUCCUGUACUAUCUGUCCUUGAGGUUCAUCAAACAGAAGUCAAGUUGGGACUGGAAGACACAUCUACAAGACGCAGUUAUGAGCACUGGCUGCUCUUGCAAAGGACUCAGGUUCAGUUCCCAGCACCUACAAGCCAAGUAAUGGGCAUUCUUGCUAUAGACCAAGGAGAACUGGAGAGAGAAGGCACAAGUCUGUUUGGGGAUGCAAUCUGUGUGUUCUCAACUUGGUUAUUAUAAAGAAACACAUCCCUUGUUUCACAGAUACUACUGUGCCUUGGUGAUUGGGGCUCCAAAGCUCACAGAAUUUCGAAAGCUUUCACUCUUUCUAAAGAAGGUGAUGUUUGUCAUAGCUGUCAGAAAGGUUCAGAGACCCGGUACCAAAGCACCCAGGAUUCAGCAUCUUGUUACUCUAAAGUGCCUUACAACAUAAAUAAUGAUGCAUUGCUCUGAAGAAACAACACACCAAGAAAAAUAAGGAGGAGGCUGAAAAUAUGAUAAACUUGGUCAAGGGAAUGAAGGAAGACAAAGAAAAACAUCAGGAACAGACUGCCAGACACGAUCUGUCCUCCCCAAGAACUUCUAAGUUUGAGUCCAGGCAAAAAUAAGUCUUUAAAGAGUAACAAACAUUCAGACCUUGAAUCUCAAAAAAACAAAAACAAAAAACGUUUUGAGAUGGCUUGGCAUCAUCAUGUAAAUAUCUGAUGAUAAAAAAAUUGUAACUCACAGAUAUUUCACAUAUACUUUAUUCAAAGAAAUUCACAGGCAAAUUAAAUGGUUUAUGGUACAUGAGCAUAAUUACAUACAGAAUAUCGUACUUUCCAAAAAUUUACAGUGACAAACUUACUUUUUAGAAUUAGCUACUCUGUUAGCACUACUUAUUUCAAUACAGAUAUUACUUAGAAAGCAUAAGUCCAUCUGGAAUAUACAAUUAUAUUACGUUAAAUAUUAAUAAUCAAAAGGGGGAAAAUAUAGUGACCCAGUAGUCCAUUUUAAACAUAUAUUCAAAUGGGGACUUUUCAGCUAUUUCAUUUGUACAGCAUCCACAUAUCACUUCAUGUAAAUAAGAUUUUACCUCUAGUUUUCCAAAGAUGACUGUGAAUUCCAGAUUAUGCUCCAAGAUUAUACCUCAUUUUAAAGAUGCAUUAAUAAACAUCAGUGAAAUUCAGCUCGACUAAGUUAGGUUGGCAUGAUUGCAAAACUAGGGCCAGCUUUAGUGAAGUCACUGGUGACAUGUGUACCAAAGUGAGGCUCUUGGCAAGCCAGACAACAGCAAAACUACAUGUGUAGGUUGUGCACCUUGUCAGACCACAGAAGCAACCUCCACUGUGUCUUCCAGGCAGGACUCCACACUAGUGGAGCCUCAAGCUGAAUGGUAGUGACAUACGCUUGUCCCAGGAGCAUGCACACUUCUUGGCCCCUUCCCAUUAACCUUCCAUUUGUGCCUCUGCAGGAAGACACAUCCACAAGACGCAGGUUAACGCACAAAAAGACGCACAAAAGUCUUGCCCCGUGGCAAGGUCUCCUCUUGAUGUCAGAUGAGGGAACGAAGCUGGCAUAAAGCGGAGUAGCAAACACCAAAUUCAAAUGUAUGAGGAAUAGAAUUGGGGGCAAUUCUCAAACAAAACAUUUUGGGGGUAAUUAAUCACUUCAUCUACAAACAGGGCAAUAUUCCAAUCUAAGUUAGAAAUGGCAAGCCACCUCAACUACCUUAAAUAUGUUUUUAUGUAAUGACUUGCAAUUAGAGUCUAACAAGCACAAGGGACAAUAUGGUGAACAGCAUCUAUUUUUAAAUUUGAUUCCAAAAAGGUUACACCUGAUCUCAUAUGAAACUGUGUAUUUUUGGGUAAUGAGUCCAAAGUAGAGGGUACAGCCUGUACUAAUAAAAUCCUAAAAUCAUAAAGAAAGUCAUGACAAGAUACAAUUUUAGAAGCUUCUAUGAAGAGAAGCCCGUGGAAACCACUGUGGUAGAGAGAAGUGGGUCAGGAGUAUGGAGGAGCCCACAGGCACUGGUAAAUAGCACCCCGGCUAAGGGCGAGCUACAGCCUGUGGUCUCAGCUUCUCCCUGUAACAUGAGCAAUGCUGGGUUUGAAGACUCUUGGUGUUGGCAUUUUAGACAAUUAGAGGAAAGUGCUGGAUCCCACACACACGUAAGAGGGUAACACCCUAGAAUAUUAAGCACUAGAAAGCUCAUUUUACUUAGCUACGUGUCAAAUAAGAGAAAUUCCCUGGAAAGUUAAGGUCUUGCAUUUCAGAAAACUUAAAGAUGCUGCCAAUUUUAGAAAAAAACAAAAAAGAGCAUAGUGACUAAGUAUAUAAGCUUAUUAGCAAUAGUGCCACAGUGUAUUUUACAAAUUAAAAAAAUGCAUAAGCCAGCACUCGGGAGGCAGAGACAGGCGGAUCUCUGUGAGUUCAAGGCCAGCCUGGUCUACAUAGUGAGUUCCA
This is a messenger RNA of Nannospalax galili (Upper Galilee mountains blind mole rat), 4500 nucleotides long. It is a transcript of the gene Abcg8, whose product is annotated as ATP binding cassette subfamily G member 8. Gene Ontology annotation, cellular component: plasma membrane. NCBI's taxonomy places the organism in Eukaryota, Metazoa, Chordata, Mammalia, Rodentia, Spalacidae. The transcript has 14 exons. The record is from RefSeq and is a predicted model, not a curated record. Bases 95 to 2200 code for a protein of 701 amino acids. Gene Ontology annotation, biological process: cholesterol homeostasis. Gene Ontology annotation, molecular function: ATP hydrolysis activity; ATP binding; ABC-type transporter activity.